Penicillium diatomitis is the source of this 1413-nucleotide messenger RNA. RefSeq lists its product as uncharacterized. NCBI's taxonomy places the organism in Eukaryota, Fungi, Ascomycota, Eurotiomycetes, Eurotiales, Aspergillaceae. The record is from RefSeq and is a predicted model, not a curated record. The transcript has 8 exons. Bases 1 to 1413 code for a protein of 470 amino acids. Gene Ontology annotation, molecular function: amino acid transmembrane transporter activity. Gene Ontology annotation, cellular component: vacuolar membrane. Gene Ontology annotation, biological process: amino acid transmembrane transport.
AUGAGCAUUGUGCAAGCACCCCAGCAGACCGGUCCGACGAGAGACGUCGAGACUUAUCAUGAUCAUGAUGAUGCGGAAAAGGCGUAUGCAGAGAAGCCGACGCCCACGGAUGAUCCUUUUGGAAAUGAAGAGAAUGGAGAGGUCAAGUAUCGGGUGAUGAAGUGGUGGCAAUCGGGAAUGCUGAUGGUUGCGGAGAAUAUCUCGCUGGGAAUCUUGUCGCUCCCAUCUGCGGUUGCAACUCUCGGCAUAGUACCAGCGUUCAUUAUCAUUCUCGGCCUUUCCGCAAUCUCAUGGUAUACGGGCCUGAUCAUGGGACAGUUCAAGCUUCGCUAUCCGCACGUACACAGCAUGGGUGAUGCCGGUGAAAUGCUCAUGGGCAAGUUCGGUCGUGAACUGUGCUACUGGGGCCAACUUCUCUUCAUCAUUUUCCUCAUGGCCAGUCACAUUCUCACCUUCACGGUCCUGUUCAACACCAUCACCGACCACGGCACCUGUACCAUCGUCUUCGGGGUCAUCGGUCUGGUGGUGAGCUGCAUCUGCGCCCUGCCCCGAACCUCGGAGAAGGUGUUCAUCAUGUCCACGGUCUCUGCAGCCAGCAUCUUGAUCGCCACGAUUGUCACCAUGAUCUCAAUCGGUGUGCAGGCACCUGACAAUGUCCAGAACGACAUUGUCACUGAGCCGACCUUCGUCAAGGCAUUCCUCGCGGUCACCAAUAUUGUUUUUGCCUUCAUCGCCCACGUUUCUUUCUUCGGCAUCAUGUCGGAAAUGCAAGACCCCGCCGAGUUCCCUAAGUCUCUGGCCAUGCUUCAGAUUGUCGACACCAUCAUGUAUAUCGUUGCCGCCAUGGUGAUUUACUGUUACGCCGGUCCUGGUGUCUCCUCGCCCGCGCUUUCGUCUGCUGGCCCCCUGAUGAAGAAGGUUGCCUACGGGCUGGCUAUUCCAACGGUCAUCGUUGCAGGUGUUGUCUUUGGUCACGUUGCCUGCAAGUAUAUUUACGUCCGCAUUUUCCGUGGCGAGCACGCGCAUCACAUGCACGAGAGAAGUUGGUUGGCCACCGGCACUUGGGUCGCUAUCGGUUUGACCACAUGGACCAUUGCCUGGGUCAUUGCGGAGUCGAUUCCCGUGUUCAAUGACUUGUUGAGUCUGAUCAGUGCUCUCUUUGGAAGUUGGUUCAGCUACGGCUUACCCGCUAUCUUCUGGAUGGUCAUGAACAAGGGCCAGUGGUUCUCAUCGCCCAAGAAGAUCUUCUUAUUUGUUAUCAACGUCGCCAUUCUCGGAUUUGCCUGCGCAAUUCUCGAGUAUCCCUCGAUUCUAACUCCAAGCCAGUGCGGACUGGGACUUUACGUCUCCGGCAAGUCGAUCAACAAGAGCACUUCCUCGGCCAGCUGGACCUGCGCCAGUAAUGCCAUCUAG